AUGCAUCCUCUUCUUCACACGGCGGACAAUAUCGCUUGCGAGGACCUCAUGGUCGCAUUGGACGAGUGCCAUGCAAAGGGCUUUCUCUGGAAGUCAAUGGGCAUGUGCAACGACGCGAAGGAAGCCCUGAACCAAUGCUUGAGGGCAGAGAGAGCCAAGCGAGUGGGCGCGAACCGGACUGGCGCUGAGAACAAGAACGCAAAGAUCCGGGCUAUGUGGAAGGAGAUCGACGAGAACUCCUGA
Molecule: messenger RNA, 243 nt
Organism: Thyridium curvatum
Lineage: Eukaryota; Fungi; Ascomycota; Sordariomycetes; Thyridiales; Thyridiaceae
Exons: 2
Coding region: 1-243 (80 amino acids)
Source: RefSeq, a predicted model, not a curated record